AUGUGUCCUCGCUUGUCUUUGACGCUGUGUUGGAUCUCCGUCAUACGGGUUGUUUGGACGUCGGUUCCCGACUUCCAAUCUUUCGAAUUUGCAGCGGACUACAAAGCUUAUUGGCUAAAUGGUAUUGAGCACGAACGAGUUCAGCGUUACAAUGACUUAAUGAAAAGCGUGCCGGAAGAGGCAGUGGUAGAUUUUAAUACCUUUGAUUUGGUUGUCGAGAGUAGGUUGACAGAGACCUCCUGA
This is a messenger RNA of Gregarina niphandrodes, 243 nucleotides long. RefSeq lists its product as hypothetical. The record is from RefSeq and is a predicted model, not a curated record. The transcript has 2 exons. The coding region runs from base 1 to 243 and encodes 80 amino acids. NCBI's taxonomy places the organism in Eukaryota, Apicomplexa, Conoidasida, Eugregarinorida, Gregarinidae.